AUGGAGCGAGCUACUGUUCGGCUGCUGAGCGGCGGAGCGCUGCUACGAAGAAACUUCCCAAGCUGCCUGUCUUCCUGGAAAACUCCUCCUCACGCCCUAAGUUCUUCUCAGCCGGAAGCUCAGCUCAAAGCAGCAACCAAUGGACUACCUCUUGCCCCUCUGCAAACAUUUACCGAUGAGGAGAUGAUGAUAAAGAGCACAGUUAAAAAAUUCGCCCAGGAACAAGUUGCUCCUUUUGUUUCAAAAAUGGAUGAAGAUUCAAAAAUGGAAAAAUCCAUAAUACAAGGAUUAUUUCAACAAGGGUUGAUGGGUAUUGAAAUUGACACAAAAUAUGGAGGAACGGGAGCUUCAUUUUUUUCCUCUGUCCUAGUGAUAGAGGAGUUAGCCAAAGUUGAUGCAUCUGUGGCUCUGGUAUGUGACAUUCAGAACACAUUAAUUAACAGGAUGAUUGGAAAAUAUGGAACAGAAGAACAGAAGGCUACCUAUUUGCCCAAGCUAGCUACAGAAAAGGCAUCAAGUAUCUGCAUUUCAGAGGCUGGAGCAGGUAGCGAUUCAUUUGCUAUGAAGACCAGAGCUGAUAAAAAGGGAGAUUAUUACAUCAUCAACGGGUCAAAGAUGUGGAUUAGCAGCGCUGAGAUUGCUGGGCUGUUCGUGGUGAUGGCAAAUGCAGACUUUUCUGCUGGGUAUAAAGGAAUUACCUGCUUCUUGGUCGAUGGUGGUUCCGAGGGCCUUCAUAUAGGGAAACCAGAGAACAAAUUGGGAAUCAGAGCAUCUUCCACCUGCCCAAUCACAUUUGAAAAUGUCAAGGUUCCAAAAACAAAUAUCCUGGGACAAGUUGGACAUGGCUAUAAGUACGCCAUCGGGAGUCUUAAUGAAGGCAGAAUAGGAAUCGCUGCACAGAUGCUGGGACUGGCUCAAGGCUGUUUUGACUACACUAUUCCAUAUAUUAAAGAAAGGCAACAAUUUGGCAGAAGCGUAUUUGCUUUUCAGGGGCUCCAGCACCAAGUGGCUCACAUGGCCACCCAGCUGGAAGCUGCACGCUUACUCACAUACAAUGCUGCGAGGCUCUUAGAAGCUGGAAGGCCAAUCGUCAAAGAAGCAUCUAUGGCCAAAUACCAUGCAUCAGAGCUUGCAGGCCUCAUUACCAGCAAGUGUAUCGAGUGGAUGGGAGGAGUGGGCUACACCAAAAGUUACCCUGUGGAAAAAUAUUUCCGAGAUGCGAAGAUUGGCACAAUUUAUGAAGGAACUUCAAAUAUCCAGCUGAACACCAUCGCAAAGUGCAUCGGUGCGGAGUACUGA
Molecule: messenger RNA, 1299 nt
Organism: Rangifer tarandus platyrhynchus (Svalbard reindeer)
Lineage: Eukaryota; Metazoa; Chordata; Mammalia; Artiodactyla; Cervidae
Source: the annotation of a GenBank genome assembly